UUCUUAUUUUUUAAAAAGGCCCACCUACUGCAUGACCCACAUCUCUCCGAGAAACCUUUCUUCGCCUCUCAAACCCUCUGUCUUCUCCGGCAGCCCAUAGCGACACAAAUCUUCCGGCGGCGCGACCGACGAGACCGGCGACAAUCUCCGACGACAUUAGAUCCACGGCGGUGGACUGUACAUUCCGCAAGCAGUAACAAUGCAACCACUCCUGUGAACAUAGAUCGGCGUUCUUCCCAGUAUAGGUGAGGUUUCAAACCAUAAAAAGGAAAAGGAAAUGCUAGGAAGACGUCUCAGUUUCUUGCUCUCUAGCUCAUUUGCCUCAGCUUGGACUAAACCCACACCUACUAUUGUAACAAAGCAAGCAUUAUCAUAUCCAUUCCUAGAGUUCCAGAGGAACUCUAGUCUUGAUCGGACUGUAGGUUUCCCUCUAUCUGGAAAUGUCUUGGGUUUUCGAGCUUACAGCCUUUUGAGUUUAAAUGAUUUGAGAGACAAAGCUCCGAGGAAACAAAAGACGAGAAAGGGGCGUGGGAUUGGUUCUGGGAAGGGGAAGACUGCAGGUAGAGGUCACAAGGGCCAGAAAGCAAGAGGUUCUGGGAAGCUGGGGUUUGAAGGCGGUCAAACCCCGCUUCGUCGUAGGCUUCCCAAAAGAGGCUUUAAAAAUCCUUUCAGCCUCACAUUUCAGCCAGUUGGUCUGGGAAAGAUCGCCAAACUUAUAAAUGCUGGAAAAAUAGAUUCUUCUGAAUUGAUCACCAUGAAAACACUCAAGCAGGAUACAGGUGCAAUAGGAAAGCAAAUACAGGAUGGGGUAAGGUUGAUGGGACGUGGCGCCGAACAUAUUAAGUGGCCAAUUCACCUAGAGGUGUCGAGGGUGACUGUCAGGGCAAAGGAAGCCGUUGAAGCUGCAGGUGGGACUGUUAGAAAAGUGUACUACAACAAAUUAGGGUUCCGAGCGCUGCUCAAGCCCGAGUGGUUUGAAAAGAAGGGCCGGCUUCUGCCACGAGCAGCGAGGCCGCCCCCUAAGCAGCGAGACAAAGUCGACAGCAUUGGCCGUUUGCCUGCUCCAACUAAACCCAUUCCUUUUUCAGUUGAAGUUGAAGAUGGAGGGGCAGCUUCCAGUUUGUCUACCUAAUUUAAUCAUUCAAAUAAAGGACUCUAACUUUUUGGUUGAGCAUUUUCUGUUGGUUCAUUAUGUAAUUUGAUAAUGAUUUGUUUUUUUUUCUGUUUGUCUUGAAUCAAAUAGAGAUUGUCACCAUGAUUAGGUUGGAGUAGGAGUUCUUGAAUCAAAGAGGUCCCUAAUCGUCAACACGAGCAUAGCUCAAUGGUUAAGACACUUUACUGUUUUCUCCGUCUCUACAUCUAUUGUAAAAAAAAAGUCCCUUCCUGAUC
Molecule: messenger RNA, 1389 nt
Organism: Momordica charantia (bitter melon)
Lineage: Eukaryota; Viridiplantae; Streptophyta; Magnoliopsida; Cucurbitales; Cucurbitaceae
Biological process (GO): translation
Cellular component (GO): mitochondrial large ribosomal subunit
Molecular function (GO): structural constituent of ribosome
Source: RefSeq, a predicted model, not a curated record